This is a messenger RNA of Scatophagus argus, 5712 nucleotides long. It is a transcript of the gene nr2c2, whose product is annotated as nuclear receptor subfamily 2, group C, member 2. NCBI's taxonomy places the organism in Eukaryota, Metazoa, Chordata, Actinopteri, Scatophagidae. Gene Ontology annotation, biological process: positive regulation of transcription by RNA polymerase II; anatomical structure development; positive regulation of embryonic development. The transcript has 15 exons. Gene Ontology annotation, molecular function: zinc ion binding; RNA polymerase II cis-regulatory region sequence-specific DNA binding; nuclear receptor activity. Bases 184 to 2082 code for a protein of 632 amino acids. The record is from RefSeq and is a predicted model, not a curated record.
GAGGAAGGAGGAGGAAAAAAAAACAAAAAAAAACUCAGCCAUCAUCGACGCGCUGGCGGUGCCGGGUCACGAACUAUGACCUUUAACAGAAGAAAACCAAAACAAAUAUUUUCUAAAAUAGUAGAGAGUGCUAAAUCUGUGACCACCGUUUGUCGGAGACUUCACUAAUGACCUUACAUCAUCAUGACGACCAACCUCAAUCUGCUCUCUCAGCAGAAAGUGGACUCUGAGCACGAGGCAGAGGUGUCAUCCUCCCCUUCAGACUCGGUGAUGAGUGAGUCUCCACAGCGCUUUCAGGUCAUCUCUGCUGAGCCUGCCACAACACCACAGCAAAUACAGAUUGUAACCGACCAGCAGACAGGUCAGAAGAUCCAGAUAGUGACAGCGAUGAAGCCGCCCAGUGCUCCCAAGCAGCAGUUCAUUCUGACUACAGCUGACAGCUCAGGGGCAGGCAAGGUUAUUCUGGCCUCGCCAGAUACCCACAACACUAAGCAGCUCAUCUUCACGGCUACAGACAGUCUGAUGCCAGGAAGGAUACAGAUUGUCACAGAUCCGGUGUCAAUGGAACGGUUGUUAGGGCAGUCAGGCGACUUGAGUCGACCGCAGCCAGUGGAGUACUGUGUGGUGUGUGGGGACAAGGCUUCAGGGCGUCACUAUGGAGCGGUCAGCUGUGAGGGAUGUAAAGGCUUCUUCAAGCGGAGCGUGAGGAAGAACCUGACCUACAGCUGUCGCAGCAAACAAGACUGCGUCAUCAACAAACACCACCGCAAUCGUUGCCAGUUUUGUCGGUUGAGGAAAUGCCUUAAGAUGGGGAUGAAGACUGAAUCUGUCCAGAGUGAGAGAAAACCCAUUGAUGUAGUGCCCAGAGAAAAGCAUGCCAACUGUGCUGCCUCCACCCAAAAGAUCUACAUUCGCAAGGACCUAAACAGUCCACUCAUCGCCACGCCAACCUUUAUCUCCGAUACAGAGGCAGAUGGUUCCAGAUCCAGCCUGCUGGACCAGGGGAUGCUGGUUAAUAUCCAGCAGCCGGUCAUCCAGAGUGAUGGAACUUUGCUGCUGGCCACUGACUCAAAGAUGGAGUCUAGUCAGGGGGACUUGGGGACACUAGCCAAUGUGGUGACAUCACUGGCCAACUUGAGUGACUCACUAAAAGAGAACCUAAACAAUGGUGAUACCGCAGACAGCCAACAUGAGGAGCAACCUGCUAGUGAGAUAACACGUGCCUUUGACACCCUGGCCAAAGUUUUCAACCCACAUGAAGUAGGGGUUGAACAGAGACUGGCUGAUAAGUCAUUGCAGUGCGUCAGUGGAACAACCAUCCAGCUGAUUGGUCGAGACCAGGAGACCCCCAUCAUUGAGGUGGAAGGACCGCUGCUCACAGACAGCCAUGUCAGCUUUAAGCUGACUAUGCCCAGCCCCAUGCCCGAGUAUCUGAAUGUACACUACAUCUGUGAGUCAGCAUCUAGACUUCUCUUUCUCUCCAUGCACUGGGCGCGCUUGAUUCCUGCCUUCUCAGCUCUCGGUCAGGAGGCAAACACCAGUUUGGUGCGAGCCUGCUGGAAUGAGCUGUUUACUCUGGGCCUUGCUCAGUGUGCUCAUGUGAUGAACCUGUCGACCAUCCUCACUGCCAUCAUCAACCACCUUCAAAGCAGCAUCCAGGAUGACAAGCUUUCAAGUGAGAGGGUGAAGCAGGUGAUGGAACAUGUUUGGAAGUUCCAGGAGUUUUGUAACAGCAUGACGAGGUUGGAGACUGACAGCUACGAAUAUGCUUACCUGAAGGCUAUAGUUUUGUUCAGCCCUGAUCACCCAGGUGUGGACAGCAGUGGACAGAUUGAGAAGUUUCAGGAGAAAGCAUUGAUGGAGCUGCAGGACUACGUGCAGAAGACAUACCCGGAUGACACCUACAGGUUAACACGUAUCCUGACUCGUCUCCCAGCCCUGCGUCUCAUGAACUCCAGCAUCACAGAGGAGCUCUUCUUCACUGGCUUGAUAGGUAACGUCUCUAUUGACAGCAUCAUUCCCUACAUCCUCAAAAUGGAGACAGCUGAGUAUAACAGCCAGGACUCUGACCCUACAGACUGACAAACCAUCACUCCCAACACCCAGAACUGUGCAGUUAAAGAUUCGAGAGUCUUCACUUCAGGUGCUCACUUCCUCUCUCAAUAGUGAACCCCUUACUGUUGAACCAUAGCCCAAAAUCCCGCAGCGACCCCUUGUUUUCAAACGGUGCAUGGUGCAAAAUCAGUGUCCGAAAUUAACUUUUUGACGCUCCGCCCAAGUUUCGUUAUAGAUAGAUAGAUAGAUACUUUAUUGAUCCCGAGGGAAAUUCAAUUGUUGUUACAAUUUUAGCAUAAAAUUCUUAAUUGCAGCAUUUAUGAAUUUUAUUUUUCAAAAAAUUUUAAUGAAACAACAAGAACAUGAUGACAGAUGUGGCCUAUAUAUUUCCUCAAAGUAAAAAGAAAAAAAUCCCAACUGUCCCACUUUAAACAACCCAUCAUGGCCAUUUGAGUAUUGAUUUGUGAGUUUAUGAGGUGCUCAUGAAUGCACCAUGAAGUUCCUGUCUGUGCACACUUCACCAUACAAAGUGAUAUAGAUUUCAGAGUUUACAAGACGCACCUGAAUGCCCCACCAACUCCCUGUUCUUGUUUGUGACGGACUCUGACACAGGCAAAAAUCACCCCCUUAGUGACACCAAAAGGCAGUAGAGACUUUUUGUUAUGAGACUACUUUGCUACAGAGAUUUACCCUCAAGAGUGGCGGAUAACCUUGUGAGAUUUACACAGCAAACGGAAUAUCUGCCCGCAGUCGGCACCUGGCGGGCGUUAAUUUUGGACCUUGAGCAAAGUAAUUCAGGAAUCUUUGGCAGAUUAAGAUAAUCUGUCACUGGAGAUCCAGGAUGACACUUGGAAUGUUUUCUUGAACCGAAGCGGUGUGGUAAUCGUGGGUUUCUGGCCUAAACUCAGUCGCUCUGAACUGAAUGAAAAAGGAAUCCCCUGCAGCUGCAUCUGCGCUCAUCUCCUUUAAUGUCUUUAUCGCACUUCAAGAUGAUGCGAACUUUACCUUAUCAACUACGCCUUUCAGCUUGCAUUAGUCUUUCAUCAGCCUUACCACGCUCUCAUGUCGACAGCAUGGAUAAAUCAUCAGUACCUGUUGUUGCAGAUAUAAGGUGAGCUCUACUAACAAGCCCUGUCUGUGAUCUAAAAAUCACAGAUACAAAUCUUGCAUGUGGAAAUGUAACUUCAUUUAAGACUGAGGUACAGCUAAAUACCUGUUCCAUAAAGCAGGCUAAGAAAAGCAAGGACUAAAGUCCAGUACCUGACUUGAAUGAACCGAGCAAAUCUUUCAGGGCUAAAAAGGCUCCCUAAAGAUCAAAUCAGGCUCACGCAAACAGACUAGUUUGAGACAGGUUCAACUAGCCAAGAUAGGGCUCUUCUUAAGCAUAUACCACAUGAUUUAACAUAUAUUCUGGUCUUAUCAUUCAUUAUUUUAUUUAUUUAAAAACUUACUUUUUUGACUGAUAGUGGUUGACAAAGUCAGAUAUAUAUGGGAGCACACCAGGGAGUCAAUGGUAAAAUCAUCACUGUUCUAUUUGGUCAGUGUUACAGAAACUCAGUUUAAGCAACAGCUGAGGCUGACAAUCAGUCUGCCCAGAACCAGGUUAGUUUCCCAGCAUAAGUUGCCAUAGUAACCGAGUUUGAUUUUGCUUUAGGAAACCAUGUACGCUAAAAAUGAGUCAAGCCUAGCUUUAUGCAGCAGGCACCUAUUAGUUCUGUUAAUUUAGGCUUUUACAUAGACGUAAACGUUCUCCAUUUUCAAUUUUGAAACUGAAACAUUUCCCUUGAAGGUACAAGACAUAAAUGUAUAGUUCUUUAACAGUUUUUAAAAAGAUUUAAAAUAGUUGUUGGAAUUAAAACUGCCAUCAGGUACAAGAACUAAGUAAACCUCGAUUAGUUCAUCUUCAGUCGGUGUUCAUAUGGAUUGGCUAUCAUAGUAUUGAUUGGGCCUGUCAUGAUAAGUACAGUACUUUGUUGGAAAGUUGGAAAUGAUAUUAUUUUCAUUUUAAAAGCAUUUUCUGCCACUGAUAAAAUGACAAUAUAAAAGCACGAUAAUGAAAGUACACCCUAUCAAAGAGCAAUUAACUUAUUUACUUAAUCAUAUGCAGACAUUGGAAUUGGUUAAAAAUAAAUAAAAUGGACUUUCGGGGUCUGUUAACAAAAAUGCACUUAAAUAAAUAUUUAACAUUUGAAAAAGGGGUUUAGUCAUUCAUUCCUUAAUGAAAUCUUAGCCACCUUUUGAUUGGUCGUGUCCAGGAUCAUGUCUGUAGGUUGAUCAGUCAAUAACAUGACAGGCCUAGCGUUGAUCUACCACAGAGUCCAUUCUCCUCGCAUUAUAACAUGAUCAACUUCUUUCAGUUUUAGUUUUAAGUCACAUUCAUGAGGUCACAUCAGCCAAGUAGGCCAGUUUAGUUGAACAUAUAACCAUUUUUUUAUACUGAAUGACACAUAAGAGAUUUUUAGAUUUGGAAAUGUGUUAUGUUUAGGUACACUUAUUUCACGUUAUCGUGAAUAUGUUGCUAAUCUAACCUGUGCAAUCACCUCAUCUCUUUUCCCUUUAUGACAAUCAAUUCUAUGUUAUUUUCUACUGUCCCAUCAGUUUCAUGAGUGUUCUUUGCAGUCUGCAUUUUAUAUGUGUUUAUCAGUGGCAAUUAUUUCUUUGAAGGAAUUUGAUUGUCUUUAAGACUUUAUGUUCAGAAAUGUUACUUAGUAGCUAUGCUGCUAUUUUUGUACAUGUGUUUGCAUUUGUACUCUGCACAUCAAUCAGCUUUUCUGACGUUCCUCUGCGUUCAUGCUGACUAAAACAUUUUUUGUAUGUUUUCUAAAAACGUUUAAUUUGUUGUGAACAAAUCCGCUUGUUGCAUACUAAGUGUACUUAAAGUACUUUUGGGCAGGUUUCCCUGAUUAGAAAAAAAACAAAAAACAAUACGAGAUUUCCUGGGAAGCCAGUCUCAAGUGCACUGACAUCUUAAAGACCAUAUAGAGAUGUGCAUUGGCUUGCCCACUUGUGAAGAAUAAAGCAUCCACAGGGAUGUAAACAAGGAUUAUGUCUUGUGAGAAUAAAUGUCACUUAUUUGGGUUUAAAACCCACAGAGACUUUGUAAAGGCACUGUCGUGAAUUGACCUUUGUACAUGUAAUUUCAUAAAAAUGAGUGCAUGUUGUUUUUAAGCGGGGUUUUAUAAUCUUGUUGCUGUCUUGUCCUAAUAAGGAGCAUUGUUAUAAUUUUUAUAGUGCAUUGCAGUGCAUGAUGAAGUUGCUUAAGUGCAUUUUAUUAAAUGCUGUAUGAAUAAUGUUAAUUUAAAUGUCGUGGCUUUAAAAUGUUUACCAUGAGCAGCACCCACAUUAGAAGAAAUUAGAUCAGAAAACUUUCUUUCAGUUUUGUGGACUGAGUAUCCUAUGGUUAAAAUUUUAUACUAUGUAAAUGUACUUUGUUUUUUUGAUCAUGUAAAAUGUAUUUCUUCAAACAUUGAGACUGAGACAUCCAAACAACAUUCAUGUUUUGCUCAAGUUUGUCACAACCCUACAUUUCUACCUCACAUCGAUGAUGAUAUAAAACAAAUGUAUUAAUGACUGAGCUCCUGUAUCAGCAUUCCAGUCUCUGAGGCUGGCUUCUCUGAAGCCACACAUUAUAAAAGUAAUAAAUGAUUAAUUAUGAAA